This is a messenger RNA of Naegleria gruberi, 1974 nucleotides long. RefSeq lists its product as uncharacterized. Lineage: Eukaryota; Heterolobosea; Eutetramitea; Acrasida; Naegleriidae. The coding region runs from base 1 to 1974 and encodes 657 amino acids. The transcript is spliced from 2 exons. The record is from RefSeq and is a predicted model, not a curated record.
AUGAAGAAGGGAAUUUUAAAAAGUAAACCAUCAUUCAAGAAAGAUGAUGAUCAUAAAGAGGAUACACCAAAAUUCUCAACAACAGUAGAUGAAGCCAAUUCGUUAUUAAAGUUUUCUCUUAAUGAUCGGAAAGCAGAGGAGGCUGAAAAUGAUUUUAAAGCAGGAAUAGAUAAGGAAUCACAAGCUAUGGAACAACGAUUGAAAAAGUUUUUGGAAGAUGACCAUCUUAUGAACUCCCACUUAAGAGAGGAACAAAUUACUUCCUCACAUAAUAGAGCAAGAAAAAAGAUAUCACCAGCUGUUUUGGAAUUAUUAGAGGCAAAGAAGAGAAUUCUCUCAACAUUGUGGGAAGAUUCUGAAACAAACUGGGCACACAGAGAAACAUUUACUCAUUCAAAUUUCAAUGAUGAUGCCCAUAAAAAUUUCGAGAAUAUUUCAAAAGAAACUAUGCGAGUAUUUGAGAUUAGGUGGUUGGAUCUCAGAAUUAAGGGAUUAAUUGAACAAAGAGAGAACAGUUUGAGGAGUUUGAAAAACAUCUGUCAAAAAAGUUCUCUCAGUCCUAAAGAUCCUAGUUUUGUGGAUGUUAAAACAUUAGGUAAACUUUUAGGUGAUGAAAUUGUCCUAUUUAGAACUGUCAGUCUGUACAUUAUUGAAUAUAUAGAAACAUGGAAAGCUAAGCAAACAGACACAGAUAGGGAUACCUAUCUUUUCGAUGAAUCAGAUUAUGUUUUGAAAAUGGCAACAGAUUUAAAGAAUCUUAUUGAAAGAUAUCCCCAACUGUACACCUAUUUGGAAGAAAAAGAACUCAAUUCUCAAUCGCCUUUAGCCCUUCCUAAAAAUCCAAGAAUGUAUUUUAAGUAUUAUGGAACGAGAAAAGUUGAAGAAUAUGAAUUUGAAGAUGAAAACCAAUCAAUGCUAUCGAAGACUGGAGAUGAAUCGUCUUUCUUCUUGACUGCCCUUAAAAAGACAGAUGAUUACAGUGAUGAUGACGAAGAUGGAAGACCUUCGAGGCUCUCUGAAUUGAACCAAAACCAUACCAAAUCAAUGAGAAGUAUUGCUUCCAACAAUACAGUCAAUAUGCUGAGAAAUAUGCACCAAGAAAUAGCUAGAAAAGCUCCACAGUCUGGAUCCUUUGGAAGGGUUCAACAUUUUAGUGAGGAAAAUACAUUUAAUGAUGCUGAUUCAGUAAUUGAUCCAGAGGAAGAAGAUGAAAACCAAGCCUACAACCGUGUAAUGUCUGCAGACAAGAGAAGUGAUAUUUCAGUUCCAAAGGAUAUAUUGGAACAAAUUCAAGUUCAAAUGCAACUUCCAACUUUAUUGGUAAACCAAGCCUAUUCUGAUAGAACAAAGAGACAUAAGAAGUACACCGAACCGCUUAUUUCCAUUAGACACGAGGACCUUUUAGAACAACUAGAAAAGCAAAACCCACUCCACUACAAAGAUUUGAUGGAAAGAGAUUUGAUUGAAUUUUCUGCUGGUUUGCAAAAUAAUUUGGUCAACCCAGACUCAUUAACAAAUAGGACAAAUAAGGAUAAAUCCCUUUUGAAAUCACUAAUGUCAGAGAAUGAAUCAAAUACCAUAGAGGUUAUACAAAGUUUGGACGAGCAAAUGAAGGUUCACAACAUUGAUCUUACAAGUACAAAGAAAGUUCUUCUCAAGAGAGAUAAAUUAAUUCAAAAGUUAAAGAAACAGGAAGAGAAAAAUCAAUUAGACGAAAUGUAUCAGAAAGCAGUGGAAGAGGAUAGAGCUGCAAAAGCCAAGUUGGACAUUUUACGUAAGAGACAUGUUGCAUCUGCUCUUGCAGGAGCUAAACCAACCAAAACUCAUACAGAAACAAGUAUUGAGGAAAUUACAAAUCCAAAGAUUCAUUUUGCUCCGCCUGAUCCAAUUCGUGAAAUGAGAAGAUUAGCUCUUGCAGAAAAACAAAUUUUUUCUCACGAAAGAAUCAGUAAUAGUCACUACUACCACAUAUAA